AAAUAGUCGCAUGAUAGUGGCCAACAUUUCUAAUCAUCUGAAGAAAAAAAUCAUUUCAUUUUCAUGAUGAUUUCCCGAACAUUUUUGCUCCUCUUUUUUGUGUUUUCCAUUUCCAAGUGUGAAGUGCAACUCGGAUGUACUUCUCCGCCACUUCCCGAUGCAAAUGGACUUUGUCCCGACGGAUAUACUCUGAUUACCGCAGGAGGGUGCUGUCCUGAUUCUGAUGUGUACAUUAUCUCUGCCACAACAACCACCACUACAACUACCCAAGCCCCAACCACCACUGCUUCCUCCGGAUCUUGCCAGGACAAGGUCAACCCGAAAACUGGUGUCAGUGACUGCCCUGGCAUGAAGGCAUACUGUAACAAUCCGGCCUACGUUAGUGUCAUGAAAGAUCAAUGCCCGAAAACUUGUGGAUACUGCAGCAGCUCUGCCACCACCGCCGGCACUUGCCAGGACAAAAUCAACCCAUCGACUGGUAGAAGUGACUGUCCGGGAAUGGCUGCCUAUUGUAACAACCCGGUUUAUCACGAUGUGAUGAAGGAUCAGUGCCCGAAGACUUGUGGAUACUGCUAAACUAAGAAUAAAUUUUUAAAAAUUGCUUUGAAUGGUUGUGCACUUUGGUGAAAAACUUUGUAUUUUUUUGACUGAAUUGCCUAAAACUUUUUUAUUUUCAAUAAUAUAAGUUAGAAAAAAAUGCAGUGUAAUCGAUCAAAACACCACUGAAGAAAUUAUAACAGAUACUCAUGCCGAUUUCCUGA
This is a messenger RNA of Caenorhabditis elegans, 761 nucleotides long. RefSeq names its product ShKT domain-containing protein (gene C14C6.2). NCBI's taxonomy places the organism in Eukaryota, Metazoa, Nematoda, Chromadorea, Rhabditida, Rhabditidae. The transcript has 3 exons. The coding region runs from base 67 to 576 and encodes 169 amino acids. The record is from RefSeq and is marked reviewed.